AAACGUGUAACAUAUUUCAUAACCAAUUAAUAUCAGAAGUGCAUAAAUUUAUUGUUGAGUACAAUGACUUUGUAAAAUCAACCGUUGAUAAAAUGUUAGUUAUUCAAAUUAAAAAGUAUAAGUGAAUACAUUAGAUUAUUUAUUUGGCUGGUAAACUUUUAAAAUAAAAACUCAAGUUGUAUAAUCUUUGUAAUAUGAAGAAGAUGGAUUCGGUCACCAAUGAAAAUCGAAAAUCAGCCAAUGAACUUAUCAAUCCCAAGGAUAGAUUGCUUAAAAACAUUAAGCUUUCAGAUUUAGCCAGUAAAUUUGAAUAUGCUCUCGACAGAGUAGAAGAACUUGAAUUACACCACUUAAUUGAACCAAUAAAAUCAACAGCCGAAAAGCUACGACAAUUAGAAGAAGUAAAGGAAAAAUUGGCAUGUGAUUAUUAUGAUGAUUAUCCAUGUGCUAAUAAAAAUUGUUGCAAUGCGAUAAAUGUCAGUCCAACUGCUAAUAAAGAACCGUUAAAAGCUAAUCAGACAGGAAUCAUUUCCUCUAAAAAUGAACCAAUUGGAUCUUAUCCAUCAGACGAUUCUUGCAAAUGUUAUAAUGCCGACGGUGUUAGAUCCUGCCACUGUGGUUCUGAAGAAACUGUAAAAGAAUCAUGCGGCAAAAAAUUAAUAUCGACCCUUGGAAGUAAAAACAUAGAAAAAACAAGAGGUGGAAAAUGUAAUCCGUGCAAAUGUUCGCUCGAUGAAUCCGGGAAAAAAAUGAAAACCUUGGAUUGCAAAUUGGCCGCAAGAGCGCGAAAACGAAGGCGAUACGAAGAGCUGAGGUUGAAAUCAAACGAAGCAUCGCGACCACUAACUGCUGACGCGAAAAUUCCAACCGUGCCGGAUAUAGACGAUAAUGAAGACGUAAUUGUCGAGAGAAGAAUUUCUAAUUCUCGCUUUAAUAUACAAACAAAUUUGAACAAUAUGAGUCUGAGCAUAAAUAAGGAAAACACUGUUAUAAAUCACAAAGCUUAUAUGAAAGUAAAGGAGAAAAACCAGGCAACCUUUUGCAAUUUGUCCAGCGAAUCUUCAACGGAAGAGUAUGAAUCUGAUUGUUCUAGCGAAGAAUUCUGUUGUGGGAAAAAUUUCGUCAAUGAAGCUUAUAGUUCUUCUUUCAAUGAAGAACCAACUCUCAGAUGUUUGGCACAAAAAGAUGGAUUUUGGAGGUCUGAUGCAGAUCUCGGCUCUUGCGGUUGCGGUCGGCAAGUCGAUAAGGGCGAGAACAAGAGCCCGUACUGUCCUUGCGGAUGCGGCGAUGUGAUGGAUCUGCCCGUGGAUGAAUGCGUGCAAAGAUCUCUAUGUCAGUGCGAAAACUGCGGCAAAGAAAUAGCAACGAGCUGGCCUUCCGCAGGAAAUACCGAAAAACCAGUCUCGUUGGAUGGCUCCAUUGCACGACAGCAAGUCGAGAGAGCACUGGAGAUUGAAAAACUACCGAGAGAUGGUUGCGUCAUUCCUUACGCAGAUAUAAGAAUGUAUAUCGAAGAUUUGGAAGCUCAAUGUCGUGAAAAGGAUAACAUCAUCACAGAACUGACUCAGGCUCGAGGCUCUACACGUCCACCAACGUACAUUACUUGAUGGAAUUACGUUUUUUUUCCAGCACUAGGAAGCAAAAGAAGCGUCUAAAAAAACAUGAAUAGAAUAUCAGGGCAUCCUUUUUCGACCAAAGUAGGUGGCUGCAUUAUACAAUCAUAACAGAAGAUGUAACACUGAUAUAACGAGAUGCUUUCGAUAUUCAUAUAGAGUAUUACAUUACGACGAAGUUUUUGUAUUUGCUAUACAUGAAGUAAUAGAAGAUUUCGUGGCUCAUCCUUUCGCUGUUAUUGACACUUACUUGCUUUUGAACGACUUUGCUUUGUCUGAUACAACUUCAAGUAUUAUAUGCUUCAACUGUUCGAGAAAACUAUUACUUACCGACGAUUAAGUUUUAUAGAUUUGUGGUCACGCUUUGUUUUCUUUGAUCGUAGAGAAUUGUCAAUGAAAUAAUAAUAAAAAAAGUUUUCUGGUUCA
Messenger RNA from Nasonia vitripennis (jewel wasp), 2039 nucleotides. RefSeq lists its product as uncharacterized. The transcript is spliced from 10 exons. NCBI's taxonomy places the organism in Eukaryota, Metazoa, Arthropoda, Insecta, Hymenoptera, Pteromalidae. Bases 195 to 1607 code for a protein of 470 amino acids. The record is from RefSeq and is a predicted model, not a curated record.